UCAAUUCUUUCAAACAGUUAGGAAUGGGGAGUGCGGUGGAGACUCUAUGUGGGCAGGCAUAUGGAGCCCAAAAGUACGAAAUGCUAGGCGUAUAUUUGCAAAGAUCAACCGUUCUCCUCACUUUAGUGGGUGUCCUCCUCAGCAUCAUAUACAUCUUCUCCAAGCCCAUCCUGAUAUUUCUCGGCCAGUCGCCGGAAAUUGCUUCUGCCGCCGCAGUUUUCGUCUACGGCCUAAUCCCGCACUUCCCAUACGCAGUAAACUUCCCCAUCCAAAAAUUUCUCCAGGCUCAAAGCAUAGUGACGCCAAGCGCAUAUAUAUCAGCAGCCACGCUAGUCAUACACCUUUUGCUAACCUGGGUGGCAGUUUAUAAGAUCCGGCUUGGCUUGUUGGGCGCAUCGUUGGUGCUGAGCUUUUCAUGGUGGAUUAUAGUGGCGGCACAGUUUGUGUAUAUAGUGAAAAGUGAGAGGUGUAAGAACACGUGGAGAGGGUUCUCUAUCCAAGCUUUCUCGGGCUUGGGAGGGUUCUUCAGGUUGUCUGUGGCAUCUGCUGUGAUGCUUUGCCUGGAGACGUGGUACUUUCAGAUUCUUGUUCUGCUGGCUGGUUUGCUACAGAACCCUGAGCUGGCUCUGGAUUCUCUAUCCAUUUGCACAACAAUAUCUGGAUGGAUUUUCAUGAUCUCGGUUGGAUUCAACGCAGCUGCAAGUGUGAGAGUGAGCAAUGAGCUUGGAGCAAGAAAUCCAAAGUCGGCAGCAUUUUCUGUGGUGGUGGUGACAGUGAUCUCUUUCAUUAUCUCUGUCAUCGCAGCGUUAAUUGUGCUUGCUUCGCGCGAUGUCAUAAGCUAUGCCUUUACUGAAGGUGAAGUUGUGGCCACUGUCUCAGAUCUCUGCCCACUUCUAGCCCUCACCCUCGUCCUCAAUGGAGUUCAACCUGUCUUAUCAGGUGUAGCUGUUGGGUGUGGAUGGCAAGCUUUUGUUGCGUACGUAAAUAUUGCAUGUUAUUACGGGGUUGGAGUACCCUUGGGUUCACUUUUCGGGUUUUACUUCAAACUUGGUGCUAAGGGGAUAUGGCUGGGAAUGAUUGGUGGCACGGUGGCGCAAACUCUCAUUUUGAUGUGGAUAACGUUUCGGACGGACUGGAAUAAAGAGGUGGAAGAAGCUACCAAAAGGUUGAACAAGUGGGGAGGACAAGAAGGAACCACUUUGAAGAACUGAAACAAGUUUUGGAGUUAACCUGAUCGAUCUUGAUCAUUUGUGCAGCCUGAUGAAC
Molecule: messenger RNA, 1266 nt
Organism: Alnus glutinosa
Lineage: Eukaryota; Viridiplantae; Streptophyta; Magnoliopsida; Fagales; Betulaceae
Product: protein DETOXIFICATION 40-like
Biological process (GO): xenobiotic detoxification by transmembrane export across the plasma membrane
Cellular component (GO): membrane
Molecular function (GO): xenobiotic transmembrane transporter activity; antiporter activity
Source: RefSeq, a predicted model, not a curated record